This is a messenger RNA of Triticum dicoccoides, 813 nucleotides long. RefSeq lists its product as uncharacterized. The coding region runs from base 218 to 655 and encodes 145 amino acids. The record is from RefSeq and is a predicted model, not a curated record. The transcript is spliced from 3 exons. Lineage: Eukaryota; Viridiplantae; Streptophyta; Magnoliopsida; Poales; Poaceae.
UUGAGUUUUUCUUCUCCAUCCAAAUCAAGAGGCUGCGGCCAGUCCAGGGCUCAUGAGCAAGGGCAGGUUCCCUGGCCGUGGCCGGGUGAUUCCAGCUCACAAAGGCCACGUAUGGCGAUGGUGCUCCAGACGCCCUUGUAUGUUUGGGCUAUUUUGGUUUUGCUUCCAUGUGUGUAGGUGGGGAUUGCACGGUAGGAGGUGAGAAACCUCAAUUCUAAUGCUUUCGGCUCCAAACUUCCAAUCAACAUCCACAUACGUUUCACCUAGUCGUGUUCCUCCCAAAUUGCUAAUAUGGUUUUCAGUUUUUGCAGAGGCUGUAGAUAGAAGAGAUCAUGAGGCUGAACAUCCUGUCCAAACAGGUUAUGUUUCGCCAUUGGCAUGCAUAUUGAUGUGCCAUGCAUCUCAUUUCAUCAUGGUGGUCGGCAACCGAGUCUUCGCCGCCGGAGCUGUUCAGUAUCGCCUACUCUCGGUCAGGGUGAAGCUCGGCGAGAGAGGCCCUAUAGUUUACAAAUAUUCGUGGAGCUCUCACAGUGGAAGACAGAGAGAGGAGCUACUCCAGCAUUGCACGGCUGACAGCAAGCUAGUGACUAAUGCCCUCAUCUUGUUGUGUAAAUUAAUGCAACUGGCGUUAACUUGUAGAGCACCAUGUUGUUAGAAUAGUUCUAACAUCACCGUGUGAUUUCGUUUACAUUUUUGCUUGCUUGCCGGUGCACCAAACAAGAUGCAAGAUGGCAUAUAAUGUAUUUUUACAUUGAAUCAUGGAUGGUGCAUUGGUGACAUUUUCUUUAGAGUAUGAUGAUCAUCUUUGUUUUA